Messenger RNA from Lineus longissimus, 1762 nucleotides. RefSeq names its product steroid 17-alpha-hydroxylase/17,20 lyase-like. NCBI's taxonomy places the organism in Eukaryota, Metazoa, Nemertea, Pilidiophora, Heteronemertea, Lineidae. Gene Ontology annotation, biological process: progesterone metabolic process; hormone biosynthetic process. Bases 153 to 1685 code for a protein of 510 amino acids. The transcript has 11 exons. The record is from RefSeq and is a predicted model, not a curated record. Gene Ontology annotation, molecular function: heme binding; iron ion binding; steroid 17-alpha-monooxygenase activity.
GGAAAAAUUCAUUUUCAUAAUCUUAUGCGUUGAAACAUGAAUACAUCAUGAAUACACCAUGGUGCAGAAUCGAGUGACACGCAUGCGCGAGCCGCUGCAUGUUUUAGAGGUCACCGCUAUCAGCAAUUUGCCAGCGAGGAAUCUGAUCAACUAUGAUUGAUAUGAAGGAAGUCACGCGGCUUCUCAUACAAGACGUGAGAGAAGAUCCGACCUAUCUCUGCAUCUUCACAUUGGUCUUUCUGAUGGGUAUCCUCGCAUACCGAAGGUUGUACAGAAAAGUGUACAACUUGCCACCUGGGCCGCCAACCAGAUUUCAUCAUGGGAACUUAAAAGAUUUUAAUAAAGACCCGAAGAUAUACCUCACGUUAGCAGAAAUGGCCAAUGAAUAUGGAAGCAUUUACAGGGUAUACACAGGACCACGUCUCGUUGUAGUACUUAAUAGUUAUGAAAUGGUAAAGGAGGCCCUCAUUAAAAAACAGAUAGACUUUUCGGGCAGGCCAAGAAAUCUAUCAAAUGAAAUUCAGUCGGACCACUACCAUGGGGUAAUCUUUGCUCCUUACUCCGAACGGUGGAAAGCACAUCGCAAAAUGCUGAAUCAAGCUUUAAGGAACUUCGCAUCGGGUGACCUCCUCGUCCAAAAUAUCCACGCGAGCAUGUCAAUAGCAUCACAUUAUCUUCAUCCUGAUCUUGGGAAAACAUAUGACCCAUUUCAGUUUGUAACUCUCAUCAUCUACAACUUCAUAUGCGCCAUGUGCGUUGGUAAAACAUUUGAUCCAAAUGACGAGGAAUACAAAAUGCUUUGCUUUAGGCGUCGAAGCAUCACGGACAUCAUCGGCAAUGGUUUCGAUGCUGAUUUCUUUCCUUACAAGAGAUUCCUCGAGUCCAAGCGCAUCAACAAAGCGAAGGACGUAAUCAAUCAACUCCUCAAUUACGCAAAGAGCAUUAUAGAUGACCACAGGAAAGGAUUUUCUCCUGGGGUUAUUAAGGACUUCACUGACCAUAUACUUGCUUCCCAACGAGAGAAUUUCAAAAAGGAUUCCCCAGAAGAGAGCAAACUCCAUGAUAGACAUCUCAUCAAUACAAUCAUGGAUAUAUUCUCAGCUGGUACAGAGACAACCGUCAACACAGUUUAUUGGGUUUUACUGUAUGUAGCCAGUUAUCCUGAGGUACAGGCGAAGAUGCACCAACAAAUAGACCAGAACGUCGGUAAAAAUACUUUGAUUGACCUGAAGGAGAAAAAGAAGCUGCCAUUCAUUGAUGCGACUGUGUUCGAAGUGAUGCGUCACCGACCUGCUGUUCCUCUGGGUAUACCAAGAAGCACCAUAUGUGAUACAAAAAUUGGCAAAUAUGAUAUUCCAAAAGACACUGACGUCAUAGUCAAUAUUUGGAAGCUCCACCACGACCCUGCUGAAUGGGACGACCCGGACGUCUUUAAACCAGAACGCUUCCUCGAGGAAGACGGGAGCCUGCGAGCAAAGCCACAGGCCUUCCUACCCUUCGGAGUGGGCAGGCGAAUCUGUGUAGGCGAGUCCGUGGCCAAGCCGGAGAUAUGUUUGGUCACUGCCCUACUGCUACAAAAGUAUAAAUUCUCCCUUCCACCGAACCGCGAGCUUUCGUUCAAACCUGCAGAUCUUGCAUUUACAUCGUAUUCGAAGAGUUAUGAACUGGUCAUCGAAAAGAGAUAGUCUAUAGACAAGUUGUGGAUGCAUAUUCCCCCUAAUGUUGCCCCUGGGAUAGGUAUCCUGCUUCGUUUCCCGAGAGC